AUGACAGUCGACUUCCGCCCUCCGCCCUCCGCCCUCUUCGCUUUUCCGCCAGACUCCCGCCCCGCCGUCCUCCCGCCCGCCCAGCAGUCCUCUCUCUCCUGGCAUCACCCUUUCAACAUCCCUCCCGCCGUCUACUCGGCUCUCCUCCGUCCGGCCGUGCCCAUCGCCAUCGCCGCGACCUACGCCCUCACUGUCUCAUACAUCAACCGCCUCAACCGCCGCAGAGACCACCGCCCCUGGGCCGUCAGCAAGACCCGUCCCUUCAAGCUCUUCGUCGUCCUGCACAAUGUCUUCCUCGCUGUCUACUCGCUCUGGACCUUUCUCGGCAUGAUCCGCGCUUUCAGACUCUCCUGGCCAGAGCCAUCCAUGCGCUCGUCCCCAGCUGCCAUCGUCGACUGUCUCUGCAAGAUCAAUGGACCUAGGGGACUAGGCAACGCUGCUGUCUAUGAUACCAACACCAACAGAUGGACCAUGACCAACCCGGACUCGGGAUACCAUCUCACCCCCGAGGGACUGCCUGACGCUACCGAUGUUGGGCGCCUCUGGAACAGCGGACUCGCCUACUUUGGAUUCCUCUUCUACCUCUCCAAGUUCUACGAAGUGCUGGAUACCGCCAUCAUCCUCGCAAAGGGCAAGCGGUCGUCCACUCUCCAGACCUACCACCACGCCGGAGCCAUGAUGUGCAUGUGGGCCGGCAUCAGAUACAUGGCCUCCCCCAUCUGGAUCUUUGCCCUCUUCAACUCUCUCAUCCACGCCAUGAUGUAUACAUACUAUACGUUGACGGCACUGAGAGUCAAGGUGCCAACCAGGAUCAAACGCUCUCUCACCACCAUGCAGAUCGUCCAGUUCGUCAUCGGAACUCUCCUCGCUGCGGCCCAUCUCUUCAUCUCCUACACCGUCCCCGUCCAGGAAUCCCACCCCGUGGCUCUCCAGCCCUUGACCGAGACCAUCCCUUCUCAAGACACCACCGGUCUGCUUCCCUGGCUCAAGAAGCUCGCCUUCAGGGCCGCGGGGGCAGACGGGGUCGCUGCAAACGUCCUCUCGGCCAACCGCACCCUCUUCGGCACUGAUGGAUCCCACGCUGCCCACGCCCUCGUCAACCACCGCGAACUCCGCAAACAGACGCUCCAGACCACCGUCCCUUGCAUCAACACCUCCGGCCAAGCAUUCGCCAUCUGGCUCAACCUCGUCUACCUCCUCCCGCUCACCUUCCUCUUUGUCCGCUUCUUCAUUCGCUCGUACCUGCGUCGCACCAACGAGCACCAGCACCACGCCGCCGAAAAGGCCAUCAAGGACGUCACCCGUGAGAUCUCCAAGGCCGUCAGGGAGAUGCAUGGCAACACCUCCGACGGGCCAUCUUCCGGUUCAUCCACUCCCAGACCAGAGAGGGCUUACGAGGCUAAUGUUCUCGACCUGCUCAACCGCAAGCAGCGCAUCGCCGAGAAGGAGAUCACCACCAAACCUACUCCUCUUACUCCUACUUCUCCUACUCAAGAAGAAAACCAGGAAAAUCAGGAAAAUCAAGAAAAUCAAGAAAAUCAAUCGACUGCAACCUCGACUGCCAUUGACGUAGCCACCGUUACACAAGAACAAAAGUACGAAGCUAAUCUCAAGGACGUCAUGACCGCUGAGGAAAAGGCCAUCGACAGCCACCCGGAGGAAUCCACCGCCCUCUGCGUCGACUACGAGGCUGCUACUCCCCAUUCUCCCUCUCAUUCCCCCUCUCCCUCUUCCCCAAUGUCUCAUGCCCAGCGCAGAAAGAAGAAAGCCGCCAAGCGUCAUUAA
Molecule: messenger RNA, 1785 nt
Organism: Trichophyton benhamiae CBS 112371
Lineage: Eukaryota; Fungi; Ascomycota; Eurotiomycetes; Onygenales; Arthrodermataceae
Exons: 2
Coding region: 1-1785 (594 amino acids)
Biological process (GO): very long-chain fatty acid biosynthetic process; sphingolipid biosynthetic process; fatty acid elongation, monounsaturated fatty acid
Cellular component (GO): endoplasmic reticulum membrane
Molecular function (GO): fatty acid elongase activity
Source: RefSeq, a predicted model, not a curated record